GGCAAAGGUCAAAGGGAGCGGAGGCGGAACUGAACCAAAACCAAACUUUUCUGGUUUGCACAAAUGUGAUAAGACUUUAGCUACUGUUGUUAUGUUAUUCAAGUCACUAGUAGGGAGUGCCUGCACUCUAUUAGGAGCUGCGACAGCCUUAAAAUUCGCUCCGGUGGAAGUCAAGGCCCAGGCAGCCGCCCUCCUUCAUAGUGUGGUAAGGAAAUCUAAUCUGGUGGAGCAAGCAAACAUGAGGAUUGAACUGCUCCCUGCGCUGUCUGACAACUACAUGUACCUACUGAUCGAUGUGGACUCCAGAGAAGCAGCUGUUGUAGACCCCGUGGAGCCAAUAAAGGUCUGUUCAGUCACUGUAUCAUAUUAAGUAAUGUUAAACCAGUUGACAACACUUUAACACCACUGGGAUCAUGCCGGUGGAAAUGAGAAGAUGUUGAAACUAAUGCCAGGUCUGAAGGUCUAUGGAGGGGAUGACAGAGUUGAUGCCAUUACAAAGAAAGUUUCUCAUUCCAACACUUUCAAAGUUGGCUCACUCCAUGUUAAAUGCCUUUCUACUCCUUGUCACACGACUGGUCACAUUUGUUACUACGUGACCAAAGAAAACAGCACUGAACCACCAGCUGUCUUUACAGGGGAUACUCUGUUUGUGGCUGGCUGUGGGAAAUUUUUUGAGGGUACAGCAGAGCAGAUGCACAAAGCCUUGAUAGAAAUUCUGGGGCGCCUUCCUCCUGAAACGCAUGUCUAUUGUGGUCACGAGUACACCGUCAACAAUCUGAAAUUUGCACGUCAUGUGGAACCGCACAAUGAAGUAAUUCAGAAGAAGUUGGCCUGGGCAAAGGAGAAGUGCAGCAACGGAGAACCAACUAUUCCGUCCACUCUGGCAGAUGAAUUCACAUUUAACCCCUUUAUGAGAGUAAAAGAGCCGUCCGUUCAAGAGCAUGUGAAGCAGACAGACCCUAUCGAGACCAUGAGAAGUCUUCGGAAGGAAAAAGAUAAUUUCCGAGUGCCCAAGGAGUGAAAGCCCUGUGCACCAGAGUUGGCAUUUCAACUGAUUACAACACUGCAAGCUGUCAAUUAUAUACUCAAAGAAAUACCUGCAACUAAUCUGUAAACCAACUGAAAAACUGCACAUCCAUUGCGUUGACUUCAACUCAAGGUCCAUUUUUUUUUCUUUUACAGUGUUCAGCAUAACAUAUUAGACUAUAAAUCUAUAAAUAAGUCAUUAUUUUAGAUAUAUUUAAGUUUUUUGGGUUGGCAGUUUUAAGGAAUAAAUGGCCAUUAUUUGAAUGUUAUAAAAUGAGGAAAAAUGUAGUUAUUGUGUAAAUGUAUCAGAAAAGUUAUUUAGUCUUAUGCUUUAAUAUAUUGAUGUUCAAACUACUGUUUCACUCAGCGUUUAAACAUUUAACAAGACGAGGACCACAUGAGUAACAAAUGUUGGCGUCUGUGGACACUUUCUGUGAGUUGGUUUAAUAAUAGGUAAUCAUUUCUUCGCCUGCAAAGAUUUGUAUCAAUGUUUCUUCAUGUCAUUUAUUUUCACGCUUGCUUAAAAGAUGCUAGUUUGGUUGUUUAUGUGCAAAAUACAGCAUAGCUGCCUUUACAUAUAAGUAAUCAAAGUGAUCUGUGAGCUCAGCCUUGUCUACCUGUUGUGUCAGCAUUGUUAGAAACCCCAAAUCAUGUUUUGCUCGCAAAGUAAAAUCUUUCAAGGACUAUUGCAUGAAGCAAUUUGGAAAAAGCAAUAAAGCACAUUUGUUUCAGUAGGUUCACACAAAA
Molecule: messenger RNA, 1773 nt
Organism: Neolamprologus brichardi
Lineage: Eukaryota; Metazoa; Chordata; Actinopteri; Cichliformes; Cichlidae
Source: RefSeq, a predicted model, not a curated record